This is a messenger RNA of Amaranthus tricolor (Joseph's coat), 798 nucleotides long. RefSeq lists its product as uncharacterized. Bases 1 to 798 code for a protein of 265 amino acids. The record is from RefSeq and is a predicted model, not a curated record. Lineage: Eukaryota; Viridiplantae; Streptophyta; Magnoliopsida; Caryophyllales; Amaranthaceae. The transcript is spliced from 6 exons.
AUGAAAACCCCAAGAUCUUCAAAAACCCCAAAAACCGGUAAAAUUUCUCAACCACAACCUCUCAGUGUGGUUCAUCCUCCACCCUUACUUGAUGCUGCACCAUCCUCAACUACUGAAACUACAAAUGAAACACCUAAACCCUCCACUGAGCAUGCCGGUACCAAACGCCAAAUCCCCACUCCAAAAGGUGGUUCAUCUUCUAGGAUAGCCAAGCGUUCGAAGCAUGCUGAUCCUAACAGUACUGAAGAAGUAUCAAAAGAGAUGUCAGUAGGGUUCGGGUUAGAUAAGUACUGUACUGUUAAGAACAUAGCAUUCUCUGGCAUUAAUGGACGAACAAUUUUGAAAUUUUUAGGGGUAGAUCAAAAGAAGGGAAAGAUUAGUCACAACGUUUUGUCUCCUCUGCAUAAAUUACUGUAUAACGUUGCACGCAGAUUCAUAUUACCCAGAAAUUCCAAACGUAGUGAAAAAAGUUUUGUUGGUUAUGGAGGACUAUUGACUUGGGUUUUUAGAAAAUUUGAUGUAUCUUUAGAAGAGGAGGUUGUUGAAAUCGAAUCAGAAGAGGAAGGGGUUGAGGAGGAAGAAGAGGAAAAGGAGAAAUCAAGGAAUGAGGAAAAAGAGAAGAAGGAGCACGAACCUGUUCCCACUGACAACAUUGAAACAGGAGAAAAAGGGGAACAGGACGGAGAAGCAAGUAAGGGGGAAACAGGAGAACAAGAGGAAGCCUUGGAAGAUAAUGUUCAUCACAAUCUCUGCAGUGAUUCAAGUUAUAAUGCAUUCACUAUGGGAUAUUACUAUUGA